AUGCUUGACCCGAAAGAAGAAGAUCUUGAAAAGCUGGCAGAGACCUGUCUCGCCACGGCAAGGCAGAUCAAAGAAUAUCUCGCUGCGAACAAGCAACCACAGCCAACAUUCGACCAGGACGGGCCAUCCACCUUCCCCGCGGCCACCCCCGAAAUUCAACGGGCUCGACUCGACCUUCGCACCGCCGCCAGGAGACUCUACGACCUGGCUUCGGGCCCGGAAGACAUAGUGACAUGGCAUCUCUACCAAAGCUGCCACGACCUCAACGCCUUGCGCUACGUGUUUCACUACAACAUCCACACCGCCGUGCCCCUCGAUGGGACCAUAACGUACACGGACCUGGCGUCUCAACUCUCUCUCGACGCGUCGCAAUUGAAACAAAUGCUCCGACAGCUCAUGCCGAUCCACGUCUUCACCGAGCCCACGCCGGGCCACGUCGCGCACACGGCGUCGUCACGCCUCCUUGCCACGGAUGCGGGCAUCGCAAGCUACACGGGCUUCAUGGUCGAGGGCACGUUCCCCUACGCGGCGGGCCAGAUCGAGACGUUCGAGAAAUGGGGCCACGGACGGCCGGAACCCAACCGCACAGCCGUCAGCCACUACUACGACACCGACCUGUCCAUGUUCGAGUACUUUGAGACGCGGGCGCCGGCCGUGCGCGACCGCUUCGCCCGGCUGAUGACGCACAUGUCGAGCAACCCGUUGAUGGCCAACAGGCACGUGGCGAGCGGAUUCGAUUGGUCGUCGCUGCCGCCGGACGGCGUGGUUGUCGACGUCGCCGGUGGGCUGGGCCACUGUUCGAUCCCGAUCGCCGAAUCCACGGCGCCGACGGUGAAAUUGAUCGUGCAGGAUCUGCCCAAGAUCAUCGCCCGGGCCGGCGACCCGGCGACGUGCGUGAUUCCCGAGCCGCUGAGGAGUCGGUUCGAGUUCAUGGCCCAUGACUUCUAUGCGCCCCAGCCCGUCAAGGGCGCGGCCGUCUACUUUCUGCGCAUGAUUCUGCACAGUUACUCGGACGCGUACGCACUCCGUAUCCUCCGCAACAUCAUCCCCUCGAUGACCGCGACGUCCAAGCUCGUCAUCAUGGACCAAGUCAUGCCCCCGGCCGUCAACACGCUACCGGAACCGCUCGAACGCAUCAAACGCUCGCAGGACCUGCAGAUGAUGCUCCUCUGCAACGCCAAGGAACGGGACGAGGCCGAGUGGGCCGACCUGUUCGCGAGGGCGGGCGAAGGUCUCGUCCUCGAGGUCGAGGAGGAAGGCACCAAGCUGGGGAUCUUGGCCAUCAGGACCCCGCCGGGGAGUAUGAUGAGUUUGAUUGAGGUUGGGUUUGUGCGUCGUGGUGGUGGUGUGGCUGAGGGUGGUGUGGACGGCGGUGCGGGAGUCAGUGCGGAUGCUGUUGAAAAUGGCGAGGCAUGA
Molecule: messenger RNA, 1416 nt
Organism: Cladophialophora carrionii CBS 160.54
Lineage: Eukaryota; Fungi; Ascomycota; Eurotiomycetes; Chaetothyriales; Herpotrichiellaceae
Exons: 4
Coding region: 1-1416 (471 amino acids)
Molecular function (GO): O-methyltransferase activity
Source: RefSeq, a predicted model, not a curated record